Molecule: messenger RNA, 624 nt
Organism: Amoebophrya sp. A25
Lineage: Eukaryota; Dinophyceae; Syndiniales; Amoebophryaceae
Source: the annotation of a GenBank genome assembly
CGGAGACUCUGAGUGCUGCUUUUCCAGUUGGCAAAAUCCAUGCUGCGCCACGCGGGUCCGCCGUUCACGGCAAUGCCUAUUACGAAGACGUCUACCGCGAACACUACCACGCGAAUAAGCGGAAAGCAGCCAUGAAAGAAUUGCCACCGGAUUUUGAGAAACUUUUGGCAGUCUCCUUCUUCGCAGGACAGCCGCCUCCAGCGCCGGAUGUUUUAUCGGACGUGGAAUCCGAUAGUGGAGCGUCGGUUGACAGCAUUUCUGGGGUUGUCAAAUGCGCUUGGGACUCUAGGCGUAAACAUCCACGUUACAUGUAUCCGCGAGACGUCGCAGUGGGAUUUUCGGAACCACUGCGGCCAACGACUUGGCCCAGUUAUGUGCAUUGGGUUUGGAAGAAGCAGAAAGACCGCAUUUUGGGCCAAUUAGCGACCGAAAAAGCAGAGAUCACAGGGUCUGGUGUCAGUACAACUAAACCAUCUGGAAGUGCUAGAGCACAGAAAGAACGUGGUAGGUCUAGGACACGUCGUGGGCGUGGUAAACGUGGUGGCAGUAGUUCUGCGACUGGAACGACAACUGAUACAGGACAACAAGAUGGUGUUCUCGACAGCACAACAACUUCAAGAUCCC